CAUCCGUCUCCUCCUCCAUCGUCGCCAUGAGGUAAACACUGCUGCUGUGCUUCCUCGCUUUUCCUCAGGAGAGUGGGGCCGGCUUAGGAGAAUUCCCUCAGAGAGAGAGCAGAGGCCUCUUUCUCCUCCUCAGCCUCUCACGGGGGACGGAAACGGGUCAAACCACAGCGAAGGCGAGGCCGUCGUCAUUGAAUCGCCCCUUUUUACCUCCCAUCACUGUCUCCACACACAACCAGGCCUUGAGGGGUUUGUAGGGGAAAGGCACAGAGUUAAUUCAAAAUGCCCAACUCUAAAAGGAAAUCUCGGCAGAGACAUAAAGUUGGCCAAGAAACUGGAAGGCGUGAAUUAGUCUCCAGAUCACUACAAAGUGCUCAGCAUUGUAUGGAGAAUCAAGAUUUUGGAACUGCAUAUGCUCACUAUCUCUUGGUAUUAAAUCUGGCUCCUGAACUUAAAAAUGAGGUCAAGGAAACAUUUCAGUUUGCCCUUUUUAAAUGGGCAGAAGAACUGGAUUCUCUGGCUCGUGUUAAAGAUUUAUUUGCUUGCUAUGAGCAUGCCCUGGAAUUGUUUCCCAAUGAUGAAGUCAUAUGCAACAGCAUGGGGGAGCAUCUCUUCAGAAUGGGUUUUCGAGACGAAGCAGCUGCAUAUUUCUAUAAAGCCGUGAAAUUAAACCCAGAAUUUCCAGAUGCAAAGGAGAAUUUUUACCGUGUUGCCAACUGGGUGGUAGAACGAUGGCACUUCAUUAUGCUCAAUGACUCCAACAGGAAUUUGCUUUAUCAAAGUGCAAUCCAGAAGGCAGUCCAUUCUGGAUGCAGAAGUGUUCUUGAUAUUGGGACAGGAACAGGAAUUCUCAGCAUGUUUGCUAAAAAAGCUGGAGCAUCUUCUGUCUAUGCUUGUGAAUUGUCGAAGACCAUGUAUGAAUUGGCUUGUGAAGUGUUAACUGCAAAUGGUUUCAAUGGACAAAUCAAACUUCUUCACAUGAAAUCCCAGGAUAUUGAAAUUCCAACACAUAUGCCGGAAAGAGUUUCUCUGGUUAUCACUGAAACAGUAGAUUCUGGUUUAUUUGGAGAAGGAAUUGUGGAAAGCUUGAUCCAUGCUUGGGAGUAUUUGCUUUUACCACCAAAGCCUAUGGAUUGCAGAGGUGAUUCUGAAAAAUAUGGUAAAGUUAUACCAGCAGGAGCUACUAUAUGGGGCAUGGCAGUGGAAUGCAAAGAGAUCCGGAGACAUCAUAGUGUGGACAUAAAAGAAAUUGCUGGAGUCUUCUUGCCAGAAACAUUAUUCUUCCACAGUCCAACAUAUACAUCUCUAGGCUCAGAUGAAACCCUUGAACCUUACACCACGGAAAAACUCAGCAGAGUUCCUGGUGGCUAUAAGGCCCUCACAAAACAUUUCCAAGUUUUGACGGUCAACUUUAACGAUCUGCAGGAGCUGAAAAGCUUUGCCAUUAGGAAACCAACCAAGAUCCACGUGCCUGUGAUUGAAAGAGGAAUCUUAGAUGCCAUUGUGGUCUGGUUUACGCUGCAACUUGAUGAUGAACACAUGCUUUCUACAAGUCCAAAGGAUGAAACCUGUUGGGAACAGGCUGUUUACCCGGUCCAAGGUCUCCUUGAUUACUCCGUGAAAUGUGGAGAUUCUGUUACAAUGGAGGUAUCAUGCCAGGACUGUUAUGUAAGGCUCCAAAAGAUUUCUCUUGUGACUUCUGAGGAUGAGAUGGAUACUGAGAGGAACUUGAGGGAAAAGAACAGCGAGGCUGAGCUAUGCAGUGCUCUGGCCAGCCUUCAGACAGAAAGUGCACUGGAAAAACCGUGGCUGGAAUGCAAGCUGGAAUCUACUGAGAUUGCUUUACUAAACAAUCUGUCGUAUCACGAAUGUUUUAAAGCUGCCAUAGGCAAAGUGCUGUCGUCAUUAAGUAUGUCAGAACAGUCUUCCUCUAUGGAUGUGGACAGUCAAAAUGAUGAAAUGUAUCUUGGAAAAGGUCAAAACAAAAAAUCUGUGACUCCUGAUCCUCUGUAUGUGUUGGAUGUGUCGGAAGGAUUUUCAAUCUUGCCAGCAAUUGCAGGCAAAUUUGGGCCAGUGAAGACAUACAGCUCUGUUGAAAAGGAACAGCACCAAACAGCUCUCAACCUCAUUUCAGAAGCUAACAGAUUUCCUAAGGAAACAUUAGAGUUUUGGCUCAACCACUUACAAGAUGACAGUGUGGUUUUGCAGAGGCCUAAGUCUGACAAAUUAUGGAGUAUUAUAAUUUUAGAUGUCAUAGAGACAUCUGGUCUAAUUCAACAGGAUGUAAUGGAAAAGGCAGCAAUAUCCAGGUGUUUGCUUCACUCUGGAGGCAAGAUCUUCCCACAGUAUGUGAAGAUGUUUGGCAUGCUCGUGGAAUCAAAUUUGCUAAUACUUGAGACUGCAGUUCAAGGGACAGAUCUCACACUUGGUUUCAAUAUUGCACCGUUUAUCAACCAGUUCAAGGUGCCUUUCCGUGUCUUUCUGGAUCUCUCUACUCUACCACAUGUGCCUUUAAGCGAGUCAGUGGAACUUCUGCGAGUGGAUCUCAUGACCCCAUAUUUGAAUAACCCCACUAGAGAAGUGAAGGUAGCUGUUUGUAAAUCUGGUCAAGUGACUGGCAUUCCCUUCUGGUAUCAUGUGUAUCUGGAUGAAGAACAUGUUUUGGAUACGUCAAGCGAAUUCUCUCACUGGAAACAAGCUGCAGUUGUGUUAGAUAAGCCGAUUCAAGUUCACGCAGGAGAUGAGCUUGUACUCAGCGUUCAGUAUCACAACAGCAAUAUAAGCAUAACAGUAAAACAAUGAAUUGCCACCACUCAGUUGAUUUUUAAUGUUUCAGUGUAAACAGAAGCCAAAAAAUUGUUAUGUUUACAUACCUGUUAAUCCUGCCUACAGCCAGUGUUUAGUCUAUUUUGAGCUCUCAUACAAAUCAGCAUAACAUGUUUAGCAAGAACGAUGUGUAUAACUUUAAUUCAUCAAAACUAUGAAUUAAAGCACAAGAAUUAGAGAGCACUCUAUUUUCAUGGAUCACUGGCAAUAUAAACUGUGUAUGCAGAUUAAUGAUUGUUGAAAAGCCUUAUCUGCCAUUCUUUAUACUGUCUCUGGAAAACUUGUAUAAAUUACUGUAAAAGGUAAGAUUAAGGAAGGAAUUCUACUGCAUAGAAUUCAUAGUGUCAUUCUUUGAAGGUCAGCAAAGUAAUGAAUUGUCUGGGUAGUAACACUGGAGUGCUGUAUAUAUCCUAUUGAUUUUGCUUCUACUGUUCCCUGAAGAAAGGAAGAUGCUCCUUUCUAAAAAUAUUUAAGGACUAUCAGUAAACCUCGUGUCUUGUAUUCAAAAGCAAAACCCAAAGGUGAUGUCUUUGCUCAUCUCUGCCAUAACAUUGAGAUGUUUCAAGUUUUAAACCCCUUCUAUUAAAAUUUGUAAAUACA
Anolis sagrei ordinatus is the source of this 3423-nucleotide messenger RNA. It is a transcript of the gene PRMT9, whose product is annotated as protein arginine methyltransferase 9. The record is from RefSeq and is a predicted model, not a curated record. Lineage: Eukaryota; Metazoa; Chordata; Lepidosauria; Squamata; Anolidae. Gene Ontology annotation, biological process: peptidyl-arginine methylation. Gene Ontology annotation, molecular function: protein binding; protein-arginine N-methyltransferase activity.